This is a messenger RNA of Anoplophora glabripennis (Asian longhorned beetle), 4492 nucleotides long. RefSeq names its product ATP-binding cassette sub-family F member 3. Gene Ontology annotation, molecular function: ATP hydrolysis activity; ATP binding. The record is from RefSeq and is a predicted model, not a curated record. The transcript has 13 exons. NCBI's taxonomy places the organism in Eukaryota, Metazoa, Arthropoda, Insecta, Coleoptera, Cerambycidae. The coding region runs from base 126 to 2255 and encodes 709 amino acids.
CAUGUGAAAUUGUGAAAUAAUUAUAAAUGUGUCAUUUUUGGUUACUGUACUGUCAUUUUCCAAAUUUAAAGGUUAAUUCCUAUUAACCCAUCAAUUUAUUUGGAAAAAUCCGAACCGUCUAUAAGAUGGGAACGUGUAGUGAAUACAUUAAAAAUGUGUUUCCUUCAAUAGAUGAUGAUCUGAAGCAAUAUGUUGAAGGAGUUUUAGAAAACGGGGCCGAAGACUUUGAAGAUAGCGAGGAAGUAUAUGAAGCCGUUGGAGAGGUUUUACAAGAAAUAUCUAGUGAUAAAACAGAAGAAGACAUACGAAAUAUAUGUAAUGAAUUAUUAAAUAUGUUAAAACCAAGUAAGAAAAAAGAGAACAAUGGUCCAAUGAAAGUAUUAAAUGCCCCUAUACACCUAGGUUCGAUGGUAGAUAAUUUAGAGAGUAAUAUUGGUGAUAUUAAAAGUAUAUGGGUUAUGCAAAGAGAUGAUUCACUGAAAGUUGAUGCAAAAAAGUUAGAAAAAGCACAAGCCAAAUUACAAGAAAAGCAGGAUAAAAGAACAAAAGACGUGAAAACAGUAGCCCCUCCGAAAUUACAAACUGCUACUGCUUCUCAGGUAACAAGCAAAAAAGAAAGUAAAUUGGAAUCAAAAGGCAAUAAUAGAACACAGGACAUUAGAAUAGAAAAUUUCGAUGUGGCUUAUGGAGACAGGGUACUGCUUCAAGGUGCUGAUUUGACAUUAGCAUUUGGAAGAAGAUAUGGUUUAGUUGGUAGAAAUGGGUUAGGUAAAAGUACUUUGCUAAGAAUGAUUUCUGGAGGACAAUUACGAAUACCUUCUCACAUAUCUAUCCUACAUGUAGAACAAGAGGUAACAGGUGAUGAUACACUAGCAUUAAAUAGCGUUCUUGAAUGUGAUACAGUUAGGCAAGACUUGUUGAAUAGAGAGAAAGAAGUUAGUGCUGCUAUUAAUGCGGGGUCUGCAGAUCCUGAACUUAACAACCAGCUUUCUGAAAUUUACUCUCAACUACAGAAUAUUGAAGCAGAUAAAGCUCCAGCUAAAGCAUCAAUAAUUCUCAAUGGUUUAGGUUUCACGUCUGAAAUGCAACAGAAUCCGACAAAAACUUUUUCUGGUGGAUGGAGGAUGCGUCUUGCAUUGGCGCGAGCUCUGUUUUCAAGGCCUGAUCUGCUUUUACUUGAUGAACCUACCAAUAUGUUGGACAUAAAAGCCAUCAUUUGGUUGGAGAAUUACCUUCAAAACUGGCCUACCACUCUACUUGUUGUGUCUCACGAUCGCAAUUUCUUAGAUACUGUGCCUACAGAUAUAUUACAUCUUCAUUCACAAAGGAUAGACUCUUAUCGAGGCAAUUACGAGCAAUUUGAGAAAACGAAAAUUGAAAAACUAAAGAACCAACAAAGGGAGUACGAAGCUCAAAUGCAACAGAGGCAACAUGUUCAGGAAUUCAUCGACAGGUUUAGGUACAAUGCGAACAGAGCUGCACUGGUACAAUCAAAAAUCAAGAUGUUAGAAAAAUUGCCAGAAUUAAAACCUAUAGUAAAAGAAACCGAAGUAGUAUUAAAAUUGCCUGAAACUGAGCCUUUAUCACCUCCUAUUUUGCAACUUGAUGAGGUAUCGUUCAGAUACAAUACAGAAAGGCUUAUAUUUAGCAAUGUCAAUCUUGGAGCCACAAUGGACUCGAGGAUAUGUAUUGUCGGCGAUAAUGGCGCCGGAAAGACAACUCUCCUUAAAAUCAUCAUGGGAAUUUUAUCUCCAACCCUUGGCAUGAGGCACGUACAUAGGAAUCUUAAGUUUGGUUACUUCAGUCAGCAUCACGUGGACCAACUUGAUAUGAAUGUGAAUUCGGUUGAAUUACUUCAGCAGACUUAUCCCGGUAAACCGAUUGAGGAAUAUAGGAGACAGUUGGGUAGCUUUGGGGUCUCAGGCGAUUUGGCACUACAGACUGUGUCCAGUUUAUCGGGGGGUCAAAAAUCAAGAGUCGCGUUUGCCAGGAUGUGCAUGGGUUUUCCCAACUUCCUUGUCCUUGAUGAACCCACUAAUCAUCUGGAUAUAGAGACAAUAGAGGCGUUAGGGAAAGCCAUUCAAAAAUACACCGGUGGUGUGAUCUUGGUUUCCCACGAUGAAAGGUUGAUAAGGAUGGUGUGCAAUGAGCUGUGGAUAUGUGGAAAUGGAUCUGUCAAGAGCAUAGAAGGCGGUUUCGAUGAAUAUAGGAGAAUAGUGGAAGAGGAACUGGAAUCCGCGGCACAGUCGAAAUAACAGCUAGUUAAAUCAACAAAUUAACUAAAUUCUAAGCACUGUGAUUCAUUUGUCAGUGUAUUUCAUUUCUAUCAAGAAAUUUAAUUAUAUGAAUGUGCCUGUUUUAAAUAACUUGUACUAUUUAUGACUUUUUUUGUUAUAUUUAUAAUAUAUUCAUAUUUAAUAACUAUAAUGUUCCUGUGGUAUUGAAUUAUUUUAAAAAUUGCUAGAUAAAAUAACAGAUUUACUAAAAAAUAGUAUUUGAAACCUCCCAUUUCUUAAUUCCUCACCAACUAACAUUCCGACUGCCAAAUCGGUGUAUUGGACUAAGAAACUACAGGGUGUUCCAGGGAACAGUCGUCAUACAGUAGUCGCAGACUCCCGAGGUAAAAAUACUUACAUUUAAAACAAAUCAACUUAAUCCAAAAAUCCUUCAUUUAAAAAUUAUAAGGUGGUAAAAUCUUACUUUUGAAAUACUAGGACAGUGAAUUAAUUUUGCGGAAUUUUUGCAAAUUCUAGGUUUUAUUAAAAAUUUUGUACAUUAUUUUUCAAAGUAUAGUACAUCGCUAGGCACUACUUUUUCCCAUCUUUCUGACAGCAAGCAUACGGAUUUCGUUUCGAAAGAACAACUAAUCUUUUGAUAUUAUCCACUAAUGGAUCCAAUUUUUGGUAUCUUCGUAAGAUUGGAAGUGCUGGUUAGUCAAGUCAUGUUCCAUGGAUCGGAACAAGUAGUAAUCUGAUGGAGCAAUAUCUGGAUGGGAUAAAAUAUCCCAUUUCAACAUUUCUAAGAAUUUUUUGACUAUGAGCAAUAUGUUGUCGAGCGUUGUCAUGUUGAGAAAUUACUUUAUCAUGCCUUUGCUCAAAUUGCGGCCGUUUUUCUUUAAUGUAUAACUCAAACGCAUCAGUUGUGUUUAGUAGCGCUCACCAGUGAUGGUUUUAUACGGUUGAAGCAGCCCAUAGUACACAACACCAAGCUGGUCCCAACAAAUGCAGAGCAUGAGCUUUGUAGCAUGAAUAUUCAUCCUUACCAUUGAUCUUGAAGCAUGACCAGGCAAACCCCACGAUUUUUUACAUUUAGAAUUAUCAGAGCAUAUACAUUUUUCAUCGACAGUGACGAUACGAUAAAAAAAAACCUUUUUUUCCAUUGAAGCAUUUGUUCACGUGAAAAAUCGCCAUUCAACAUCUCUCGGAUUCAAUUCGUAUGGCAUCCAAUUUCCUUGCUUUUGAAACAUACCGAGUGCAUUUAAACAUUUGGAAACUAUUGUGUGAUAAACAUUCAACGAUUCAGCUAGUUCACCUUGCGUUUGACAUGAAUCUGGGUCAAGUAAUGCUUCCAAUUCAUCUUCAAACUUUUUCUGUUGAGCAGGACAUUCUUUGCCAACUGCAUUGAAAUCACCACUUUUAAAACAUUGAAACAAUACUCACAUGUUUUUAUCGAUCUAGCAUGUUCACCAGAAAUUUCCAAAGGCACUUCAAGUCAAUUUAUCAUCUUAUUAUUACUUCGUUUAAAAGUUAUUCAUAAAUAUCUAAAAAUCGACAUUAAACAAAAUUAAUUCACAAUUCUAGUAUUGUGGAUGAAGUUUGAGGGAUUUACAAUAGACAUCAUAACUUGUGCUAUAUCGCAUCGUACAUGUAUAUAAAUGUCAAAGCUCUGUCAUUAAAGCUUUCUUUCUAUCGUAUUAUUUUGCUGAAGUGUAAUUUCUCCACACUGAAAAUGUCGAAUUACAAUCCAACAAAACACUAUUUGCAGGAAGUUUUAUUUUUAUCAAAGAAAAGUGCUGCUGAAAGACAUCGAAUCCUUUUUCCGAAUUUUUACUUUGCCACCUCUUUUUUUUUCGGAAGUAGCCGCCAUAUUGGAAAAAUGCCGCUCCAAAACAGUUUUUCGACGAUAUUUCCUUUCCGACUCACUUUACGGUCAAAAUAGUUAUAUAAUAAAUUAAACUAGAGAACAUUUCCUAUAAUUUAUGUAUUAACCUUUUUUCUGUGAAAUGAAUAGUUUCGACGUACGAGCGCUUUACCAUUUUACCGUUUCUUGGAACAUCCUGUGUAAUAUUAUACACUAAUCUACUAAUGUAAAUAUAUAUUGGUUAACAAUUGCAAUUUCUGAACAUUUAUUUACUUUACUAAUAUUUUGAAAACAUGGCCUCAAUUGGAUUGAAAAAAGAAUGCAAUGAAGGUUGUGAUUAACAACUUCCACAAAAUUUCAUUUCAAGUUUUUAAUUUAAAAUAACGAAGUUCGUGUCGACUUCCGGUAUAAG